UUAGUUGCUAUUAAUUGAGAAAAUCGAACAGUCCAACUUUGUUGCUGUUUUUGUUGCAUACUUGAACUGCAGUGUUGAUCAUUUUUUUUUAUUUAAAAUGAACACUCAGAAGAUCAGUUUCCAAGAAAGAAAGCAUGUUUCUCCUAGAAAUGAUCAUACUUCAGAGAAUAAUAGCCAUUCUUCCCAAUUUUCUCAACUUCCUGGUCACCUAGGACUUUGCUUUCAGUCACCAACUAUGGAGCAAGGCUCAGAGAAACAAAAAUUCUGGCAUGCUAAUUCAUCGAGCACGAUUAUGAGUCGUAUUGGAUCACCAGCUUCUGCUUUUUAUGCAACCGAAUGCCACAUGGGGUUUCCCCAAUAUGAGUACCAAGCUGGUAAUCCCUCUGAUUGCCCCCAGAAAUUGAAAAGUUAUGAUCUUCAAAUCCCACCAUGUCAGCAAUCUGAAGAUGGCUUGUAUACCGAUCCACCAGAGAAAGCUGAACCAAACUUUCUCUGCAAAAGUGUCCCGCGAUUUUCUGCGAAGUCUCAAGUUUUUAUUAAUCAAUACCAUAGUCCUGAAAAGUCUGGUAAACUUCCAUGUAGCAAUCUUCCAGAGAAAGAACAUAUUGCGCAUCUGAAACGUAAAUUGCUGGAUGAUUUUGAUACUUCAGUUCACAUAGAUCAGAAUUACAGUGACUCGCCCAACCUGUAUGGUUCUCAACUUGCUCAUUUCGGGCAAUCUGCAGCACCUUAUGGAACUGUUAUGAUUACUUCUGGAACAGUUUUUUCAAGUAAAAGACGAAUUAGAUGGACUCAAGAACUUCAUGAUCGGUUUGUUGAGUGUGUAAAUUGUCUUGGUGGUGCUGACAAGGCAACACCAAAAGCAAUACUGAAGCUGAUGAACUCAGAGGGAUUGACAAUCUUUCAUGUCAAAAGCCAUUUGCAGAAAUAUCGAACAGAAAAGUACAUGGCCGAAUUUAAAGAAGGAAAAUCUGAGAAAAGGGCUUGUCAGAAUAAUUUAGCACUGAUCGACCUUAACACACAUACUUUCAACUUUUCGGGCAGUGGCUUGCAAAUUAAGGAGGCACUGCGACUACAGCUAGAUGUCCAGAGACGUCUUCGUGAGCAGUUAGAGCUUCAGCGAAACAUAUAGUUGAGGAUCGAAGAACAGAGCAGGCAACUGAAAAUGAUGUUCGAACAGCAAAGCAAAACAACAUUGUAGCCUCUGUCAAACUUUUAAUUGGAAUACCUAGUUGCAUGAUGCUCGGUGGAUUAGUCUUGAAGACAAGCAAGUUCUGUUCAAAAUAAGAUAGCUGCCAUAGCAACUUGGAUUUUUAUCUUUUCUCACAUAUAUGUUUUAACAGUUGUGCAUGAGCCUAUUGCAAGAGCUCAUUCCCU
Messenger RNA from Ilex paraguariensis (yerba mate), 1377 nucleotides. NCBI's taxonomy places the organism in Eukaryota, Viridiplantae, Streptophyta, Magnoliopsida, Aquifoliales, Aquifoliaceae. The record is from the annotation of a GenBank genome assembly.